Messenger RNA from Ectocarpus sp. CCAP 1310/34, 2423 nucleotides. The record is from the annotation of a GenBank genome assembly. NCBI's taxonomy places the organism in Eukaryota, Phaeophyceae, Ectocarpales, Ectocarpaceae.
AUGCGGCCGAACCUGCGUGCCGAUUUCAAAACCGGCCUUAUUCAGGGUGGGCAUAGGGUCCCGACAAGCCUUAAAGAGGGACCAUCCCUGUUUUACGCCUUUGCGGCCUUAAAAAGGAAGGCGAUUUGUUCAGGCGAUUCCACCAGCCUGAAGCAGAGCAACCGGCCUUAAAUUUGUGGCCUUCAACAGGGACUUCUAUUACUGUUUGAAUCGACUUUAUGCACAACAGACAGUACCAGGAUACAUAUGCAGGGCUACCAACAGCUGACCUAUUGGGGGGGAAAUGGGCAACAUAUGUACAUGCCCCUUUCUUGUUUUUCAUCGCUCACAAGGCAGUAGUUUUCUGCCAGGCGUAAUGAGUUCGUAACUUCGGCGGAAGGGACUUGCAGUGAUGACACAUCCCUAAUAGUUACGGAUAGGAGUGCAUUCUCGCGACUGCUGUGGUCAACAUUGCAGUAGCUGCCAACAGACGGAGUUCGCGUAUCACGGCCUGACUCAACAACAACCGGGCACCGGUGGGUAUCUAGACCGCCGUGAAUCGUCAGCCUUCCAUACGACGUUUCCCAAUCUCACUGGCAGCCACAUCUCUCGAUAGACCCUAACGACCAGUUGGCUUUGACCUUCAUGGUGACCUGAAUCUUGUUGCUGCGAGUGUAUUUGCGUGGAUAUUCGGCUUGCCAAACACAUGCGUGGCAGUGCUAUGUACAGCCGUGUCGGUGUGGAGUGCGCUCCUUGGUCGCAGACGGCAACGACUUGCAACGACUUCCGCUGUUGGCACAAAGUUUAACGCGAUAACUAGAGGUACAGCACGACCUGAACCGAGAGGAAGAAGGUGGAGAUCUCCGCGGGAGGUUGCCACAGCUUGUAGAGUCGUAAGCGACGCAAACAAGUGGUACUAGAAGCGUCGUCCUCGUCAACUUUCGUUCGGCAUAUCGGGAUCUGCCCAUGACACGAUUUCGCCGGCAUGUCGUCGAGAACCUGCGGCUUUAGACACUCUCGCGUAAGCGUUGCGUAUUUUGAAAAAUUCCAAGUUUCGUCCAGCAGGCAUCGUUCACCUGACGCCGCAUGUCUGUUUGACGCGCUGCGCUGCUGUAUGGAGGACGAUUGGUAGCGGUUCGCGGCCCGAAUAUAGUAGAUUCGCGGUGAAGCGGUGAAAGCAUUGAGAAUUUAAUAUGCACGUGCUUCUUGUCCGGCGCUCCCCGGCCAACCUAUGCACAGGCCAAAGUCAUCAAGCUUGGGGAGGAUGUGGAUGGCAAGAUUGAGGCGAUGCACAGGCUGGCGAUCACAUAGGCAGACCAUGAGGCCAUGAGGAAGGAGGUGGAGGAGUGGAGGAGUUGCGCAGGGUGGUCGAGACCAAAGACGAAGAUUCGUUGGAUCUUAAGCCGGGAAGCCUUGGCCGCUAUGCAAGCAGAACUCGAGGAGCAGCGCAGGAUUGCAGACCUAGCGAGUAGGGUCAAGGUUCCCCCCGGAGCCCCACGUAUAUCGAGACUGGUACGCCGAGCGGGAGGGGGUGGUCUCCGAGGCGUGUGAUCGCUUGGGCAUUGGACGCUGCGACAACGCCUCCGGAGAGCCACGCAUGGUCGGGCCGGCAGGCCCCAGCGGCGCGGGAAAGUCCACGAUCGCGUCGAUGCCCAUCGCACGGCAAGACUUGCGGGCAUCUUUCCACAAGGGGUUGCUGUGGCUUCGAGACGGCCGGUAGAGUUGCGGCAACUCUCGAGCGAUGGUCAGUCCUCACGCUCGAGGGAGGCGGCAUGUACCGUGUACAUGACAACCACACGGACUUCGUUCAAGGGUGCUUUGCGGCAUACCAGAACGCGAGGCAAAGGACUCUGCGGCGAUGGCGAGCGUACAUCUCGAGCGUCCGUGCGCUUCGCUCCUACACAAGCUUGUGGCUAGUAGAGAUGUGGGAAAUGCUUGAGCGAGCGGAAGGCAACGGCAGGAUCUCGCAUCAGUUUGGCACGGCGCUGGAUGCAGCGUAUGCAGCUGACUCCUCGAAGGCUGAGCUCUCGGAGGCGCUUGGAAGAGCGGCCCGUUUCGACUGCGGCGGAAGGACUGGAUGGAAGCCUAUACCAAGAACUUGCGAGUGCUGCACAUCCACGAGAACACCAUCGGUCCAUGUACUACGGAGACAGCCGGAACCCUACACUCUCUCGGGGCAUGCAUGCACAAUGAGGGCAGGAGGGAUAAGGCCGAGGGUUGUUAUCGACAAGCCCUCGCCAUCAGGAAGGAAAUCCUGGGUGACAAUCACCUAGACGUGGCGCGCACGCUGUACUCUCCUAGGGGUAUGCGUAUACGCCCUUGGACAGUUGACCCGGGCCGAAGAAUUUUAUCGAGAAGCGCUAACUAUUCUGGAGAACUAACUGGGGGCCGAUCACCCUGACGUGGCUGAAGUCCUGCACUACCUCGGGGUGUGCAUGUACAGC